AUGUCUGAUCCCAAAGGCUUGCACGAGGAGGCUGAACACCCCCGCUCCGUCUCCCUGAAAACUACCGACGAUGUCAACCGCAUUGAGGCCCCCGUGACAUGGAAGGCGUACUUGAUGUGCGCCUUUGCUUCAUUCGGUGGGAUCUUCUUCGGUUAUGACUCUGGUUACAUCAAUGGAGUACUUGGAGCAGAUAUCUUCAUCCGGGCAGUCGAAGGCCCGACUGAAGAUGCUCUCAGCUCCUCGCACCAAUCACUCAUCGUCUCGAUCCUAUCCGCUGGCACCUUCUUCGGAGCUCUCAUUGGUGGAGACAUGGCAGACUUCAUCGGUCGAAAGUGGACCGUUAUCAUGGGCUGUAUGAUCUAUAUGUUUGGUGUCAUCAUCCAGAUGAUCACCGGAGAGGGUGAUGCCCUGGCUGCCAUAGUGGCUGGACGUCUCAUCGCCGGUAUUGGAGUCGGAUUCGAAAGUGCGAUUGUGAUCCUCUACAUGAGUGAAAUCUGCCCCAGAAAAGUCCGGGGAGCUCUCGUGGCUGGCUAUCAAUUCUGCAUUACCAUCGGCAUCAUGCUUGCUUCUAUUGUUGUAUACGCAACCGAGGACCGCCAGGACACCGGCUCUUAUAGGAUCCCCAUCGCCAUCCAGUUCGCAUGGGCCAUUAUCUUGGCUGGUGGCCUCUUUACCCUACCUGACUCGCCGCGCUAUUUUGUCAAAAAGGGCCGACUCGAAGACGCCGCCAUCUCGCUAUCGAAGCUCCGCGGCCAGCCACGAGACUCCGACUAUGUGCAAAUCGAGCUGGCUGAGAUCGUCGCCAAUGAGGAAUAUGAGCGCUCUAUUAUCCCCUCUAGCGGCUGGUUUUCCAGCUGGGCGAAUUGCUUCAAGGGAGGCUUAUGGGCCCAGAAAUCGAACUUGCGGAGAACCAUCUUGGGCACCUCUCUUCAGAUGAUGCAACAAUGGACUGGUGUGAACUUCAUCUUCUACUACUCGACCCCUUUCCUGCAGAGCACAGGAGCGAUCGACAACACGUUCCUCAUUUCACUCAUCUUCACCUUGGUCAAUGUAUGUAGCACACCGCUUUCAUUCUAUACGGUUGAGAAGUUUGGGCGUCGUCCGCUCUUGAUCUGGGGGGCACUGGGCAUGUUGAUCUGCCAGUUCCUCGUCGCCAUCGUCGGUGUGACCGUUGGGUUCAACCACACGCACCCGGACCCGGCCGAUGCAGAUCUCAGUCUCGCGAAUAAUGUGCCUGCCGUCAACGCCCAGAUCGCCUUCAUUGCGAUCUUCAUCUUCUUCUUCGCAUCCACAUGGGGACCUGGGGCAUGGAUCGUGAUCGGGGAGAUUUUUCCUCUGCCGAUUCGCUCUCGGGGCGUUGCGUUGUCCACAGCGUCGAAUUGGCUGUGGAAUACGAUCAUCGCCGUCAUCACGCCCUACAUGGUCGGAGAAGAACACGGCGAUCUCAAAUCCUCCGUCUUCUUCGUCUGGGGCGGCCUUUGCACGGCUGCGUUCGUCUACGCAUACUUCCUGGUGCCCGAGACAAAGGGUCUCACCCUCGAACAGGUCGAUAAGAUGAUGGAAGAAUCAACGCCGCGCACCUCGAGGAAGUGGAGGCCGACCACCACUUUCGCACAGGGCAGGGCCAGGGACGGGGUGUUGGAGAAGGAUCUCAUUGACGAUGUCGCGCGACGGGGUUCUGCGUUCUAAGGAGGAGGUUCUAUUAGCACCGACGAUGGCUCUUAGCUCAUCACUCAAGGGCGAGGAGUUGGGGGCAGCGUUAGUGAAGGGCGAGCCAAUGGACUCGAAAUCUCUUGUUACAGAAUGCAUGUUGAAGCUGAAGCUGUACUCGUUUAACACGAAAGAGUCAGUGUCGCUGGGUGUUGUCAGAUGAUAAGUCCGCAGCUGGAACUCCGCGCAGGC
Messenger RNA from Cladophialophora immunda, 1902 nucleotides. RefSeq lists its product as uncharacterized. NCBI's taxonomy places the organism in Eukaryota, Fungi, Ascomycota, Eurotiomycetes, Chaetothyriales, Herpotrichiellaceae. The coding region runs from base 1 to 1689 and encodes 562 amino acids. The transcript has 5 exons. Gene Ontology annotation, biological process: transmembrane transport; carbohydrate transport. The record is from RefSeq and is a predicted model, not a curated record. Gene Ontology annotation, molecular function: carbohydrate:proton symporter activity. Gene Ontology annotation, cellular component: membrane.